CAGUAGGAAGGAGGAGGAGGGGUUUCCGCCGCGAGCGCUCAGGGGCCUGCGCACCCAGAAGCCUAACCGGAACAGGUGGGAGGAACGCCAGCCGCCGGGAGGUGGAGUCCGGAAGCGCCAAGCCGAGGAAGACUACAUUUCCCACAAGUCCUCGGGGCAGGCGUCAGGAACAUUACCGGACAGGCCUUGCCCGGCAAUACCCAGGUAAACGCCGGCGCUGCGGCUUCGAGGGAAGAGUAAUUACUAUAGUUUCAUGCAGGCUCCUGGGAAAGCUGGUGCUGCUGCUUUCUGAUUCCAGCCCACACACCUUGCGACCGGGGCGGGCUCUGGCGGCUGGAGAUGGCAGACACGAGAUCCGUGCAUGAAACCAGGUUUGAGGCGGCGGUGAAGGUGAUCCAGAGUUUGCCGAAAAAUGGUUCAUUCCAGCCAACAAAUGAAAUGAUGCUCAAGUUCUAUAGCUUCUAUAAGCAGGCAACUGAAGGCCCUUGUAAACUAUCAAGACCUGGAUUCUGGGAUCCUAUUGGAAGAUAUAAAUGGGAUGCUUGGAGUUCAUUGGGUGACAUGACCAAAGAGGAAGCCAUGAUUGCAUAUGUUGAAGAAAUGAAAAAGAUUCUUGAAACAAUGCCAAUGACUGAGAAAGUUGAAGAAUUGCUGCAUGUCAUAGGUCCAUUUUAUGAAAUUGUGGAGGACAAAAAAAGUGGCAGAAGUUCUGAUUUAACUUCAGUCCGACUGGAGAAAAUCUCUAAAUACUUAGAAGAUCUUGGUAAUGUUCUAACUUCUCCUCCAAACGCCAAAACUGUUAAUGGUAAAGCUGAAAGCAGUGAUAGUGGAGCUGAGUCUGAGGAAGAAGAGGCCCAAGAAGAAGUGAAAGGAGCAGAACAAAGUGAUAAUGAUAAGAAAAUGAUGAAGAAAUCCACAGAGCAUAAGAAUUUGGAAAUCAUUAUCACUAAUGGCUAUGAUAAAGACAGCUUUGUUCAGGAUGUACAGAAUGAUAUCCAUGCCAGUUCUUCCCCGAGUGGCAGAAGCACUGAAGUAAAACCUGCAGAUCAAAACUUGGAGCAAACUGGAAAACCUGCUGUCUGCAUUCACCAAGAUAUAAAUGAUGAUCAUGUUGAAGAUGUUUCAGGAAUUCAGCAUUUGACAAGUGAUUCAGACAGUGAAGUUUACUGUGAUUCCAUGGAACAACUUGGCCAGGAAGAGUCUUUAGAUAGCUUUACAUCAAACAAUGGACCAUAUCGAUAUUACUUGGGUGGUGAUCCCAAUAAGCCCUUGGAAAAUUCUGGUUUUCCUGAAGAUGUUCAAAUUUCUCCUGGAAAUGGCAACAUUGGGGAGAUGCAGGUGGCAGCAGUCGAAGGAAAAGGUGAAGUAAAGCAUGGAGGAGAAGAUGGCAGAAGUAACAGUGGAGCGCCACACCCUGAGAAACGGGGUGGAGAAAAUGAGGAAUUCUCUAAUGUCAGAAGAGGGAGAGGACAUAGGAUGCAACAUUUGAGCGAAGGAACCAAGGGUCGACAAAUGGGAAGUGGAGGUGAUGGGGAACGCUGGGGUUCAGAUAGAGGAACAAGAGGCAGCCUCAAUGAGCAGAUUGCUCUUGUGCUCAUGCGACUGCAGGAGGACAUGCAGAACGUCCUUCAGAGACUUCAUAAACUGGAAACACUAACAGCUUCCCAGGCAAAAUCAUCAACCUUACAGACUAGUAAUCUGCCUCCCUCACAGAGAUCAUCGUGGUGGCCCUUCGAGAUGUCUCCUGGUGCAUUAACCUUUGCUAUCGUAUGGCCUUUUAUUGCCCAGUGGUUGGUGUAUUUAUAUUAUCAAAGAAGGAGAAGGAAAUUGGUUUUUACUUUCUUUUUAAAGAAAACUGAACUGAAGAAAAUGGUAUUUUACUCAAGAAGACUACUAGGCCUGGAUGACCUUGGAAGGAAAUGGAUUGUGGAAUCACAAGAAAAUCCUAGUUUGUGAUUAUUACAUUGCUUUUUGUUGUCCAAUCCUUUGGUUUGUGUACAUAUAUACAUAUAUAUUUUGCACUACACAAUGAUAACAUUUUAAGGACUAAUAUUGCUGAUACUUGAAUAAUCAAUCUCAACUAGGUUAUAAGCAUACAUAGAUUUCCCCUACCCUUGAACUUGAAGGACAUUAAAUUAUUAAUUAUUGUUUGGUAACAUGUUUACCUGAUUAUCUCCUGUAGAGAAAUAUAAGCUGCUUAGGUACAGUUGUGAUAAUGAGAUUAGAUUUAUAACUGGGUAUUUUUAAUUUUCUAAAUUAAAUAUGAGAAAGAAUGCAAACCAGAAGUAAAUUUCAAGUAGAUUAAAUUGACUUUAUAUCUUAGUCACUGAAUUGUCAUGUCAAGAAGUGGAAAACUUCUAUGAUCUUUGUUGGGUGUUCACAGCUCUGACUUUAGUGUUCAAACAACAUUAUUAUAAACUAGAGCCCUAUAUAAGAGGCUUAGUUUUUACAAAUGAUUCACAGAAUAAACAUAACUUUCUGAUGGGAAAGAUGAAGAAUGGGCUUAAGGUAUGAAAAUUUAUUCUGAGCCUGCAGAUCAUUAAUAAGAUUUUUAUUAAAUCCUAUACAUUUAUUCCUUUGUAAUCAUUUGUUUUUAACUGAGUAUAUCUUGUUUCUGCUUCAUCAGGUGCUUUGAAAUAUAAAAUGAAAGACCUUAUUUAUACUGUUUUUACAAAGGUCAAAAAGGAUUCACAUGAAAAUUACUUUUCUGCAACUGGUAAACUACCCAGCCUGGACUCUUAACCUCUUAGUGCCUCAGUUUUUCGUCGGGGUAUAAUAUUUGAUAAAUGCCUAUUUCAUAGGGAUAUUAAAAGGAUUUGUAAGCUAACAGGCUAUGUACUUCCAUAUGAAUAAGGCAUACCCAAUUAAUGCAAAUUUAAGUUUCUCUCCUCUACCUCUCACAUUUAAACUAGAAAGAAGACUAAUUUAGAUCUUUAACAACUUUGGAAUUAAAAAAUAAUUUUUUAGUUGAUUUCAGAAA
Myotis brandtii (Brandt's bat) is the source of this 2980-nucleotide messenger RNA. It is a transcript of the gene ACBD5, whose product is annotated as acyl-CoA binding domain containing 5. The coding region runs from base 340 to 1956 and encodes 538 amino acids. Gene Ontology annotation, molecular function: fatty-acyl-CoA binding. The record is from RefSeq and is a predicted model, not a curated record. Gene Ontology annotation, biological process: fatty acid metabolic process; autophagy of peroxisome. The transcript is spliced from 14 exons. Gene Ontology annotation, cellular component: peroxisome. NCBI's taxonomy places the organism in Eukaryota, Metazoa, Chordata, Mammalia, Chiroptera, Vespertilionidae.